This is a messenger RNA of Drosophila elegans, 1686 nucleotides long. RefSeq lists its product as uncharacterized. The coding region runs from base 274 to 708 and encodes 144 amino acids. The record is from RefSeq and is a predicted model, not a curated record. The transcript is spliced from 3 exons. Lineage: Eukaryota; Metazoa; Arthropoda; Insecta; Diptera; Drosophilidae.
UCACACAGCCAAAAAGCCGUGCGAAAAUCGGGCGAAAUUGCAGCGAAUUCCGGUGGCCAUGCCAUGAUAAUUGUAAUUUAAUCCUCCGGAGUCCGGAACGCUAUGCUGUUGUGCGGCCUGCAGCAGCUUUCGUAAUUAGCAACUACUGCAGUUGCAGUUGCCGUUGCAGUUGCCGUUGCAGUUGCCGUUGCAGUUGCAGUUGCCCACAACUCACAACACAGUGCAAGCAAGCGUUUUUUUUUUGCGAAAUCCAGACGCGUCUGGAUAGCCAAGAUGACACCCUUCGAUGACUUUGUCUAUCUGAUCAAUCAUGUGCUGCUGGGCGAGGAGCCGACCAUCGAGGAUUUCAUACUGCUCGUGGGCACACUGGUGGCGUUCAUAGCCUUCAUCCUGUGGUGCUGUUUUCCCAUCCAACCGAAGGAGCCUGGACCACAUCGCCAGUUCACGUGCAAAAUCAUCCAGAAUCCCAUCAAGGCCUUCGACGCCUCCACCAGCACCGAUGAUGCCCCCAAUCCGGGUGGUAGUGGCUCUGUCUCUGGCUCUGCAACCGGCAGCUCCACAUCCACAUCCGCAUCUGUAUCCGCAUCCGCAUCCGCGUCCAACCCAACGCAAUACAAUGGCAGCAGUGGCAGUGGAAGCUACAGCAAGAACGGCACCGUGGCCAUGCACAACUACUACGUUAAGAACGGACACCAUUGCUGCACCUAGGGAUGAUCAUGCCCAUCCCCAUUCCCAUCCGCAUCCAAAAUUCCCAAAAUCCCAACUAGCUACUGUCCAUGUCCAAGGCUGGACAGGAUGUUAUGUUACACACAGCACAGAACUCGGAAUACAAGAAAACGCCUUUAGUUGCCAUUUUUGGAGCACAGCCAUCCGUAUGCGGAGGGCAUAUCGAUUGAGAUUUGUGCCAAUUGGUUCGACAGGUUGUUAGGUGGCGGCUAAAAGCUGCCAGUUCGCAUUCGCAGGCAGGCACAUUUGAAUUGCAAUUGCUCAGACUGAUUUGUUUAUGGAACAUGAGAAGGAUAAGAAUUAGGAGAAGGAUAAGGAGGAGAUGGAUUUGGAGUUGGGACAGGUGGCAGGUGGCAGGGUCAAGGCCGCACACACAUAAACACACACACUCAGCAGCCCCUGGCAAGUUUCUAAAACUUCCUUGAUAUUAUCUAUAUAUGUUGUGUGCAUUUGUGGACAUACGAAAUGUAGUAUGCCUAUUUGUGUAAAGAAAUUGAAACUGGGUAUGAAAACCAAGCAACUAACUUUAGGUAUUUAUUUGUGUAAACGAUUCGCUUAGCCCCAGAGAAACUCAAGACAAUUGCGAACACAUUGUGUGCAAACAAAACAAAACAAAGCAAAACAAAACAAAGUAUCUAUCAAUUAUGUUCAGUCGGGGUGGAGGAUUAAAGAUUCCCCUCAUAUACCUAUAUAAAUAUAUAUAUAUAUAUAUCUUUAAGAUACAUUAUGUACACACCCAGAUACACACCAAUUAAUUAGCAUUAGGUAUUUGCCCUCGAAUCGCCUUCGAUUUCAACAUUUUUGAUGUGUAUUAAGGUGUAUUUUUGAUCUCAUUUAAUGAUUUAUUUAUUUAAUUGUGAUGUAACUUCAAGAUAAUUCCCAUUCCCAUACUUCUCCAAUUGCGAAUGGUUUGUACCAUGCCCCACUAAGAAGCAAAUGAAACUAAAACCUAACGACAAA